AUGUCUGCAAAUAUGUCUCGCGGCUCCCGGCGACGUAAACACGCCGUUUCGCAACUAAACAUAAUGGUUGUGGGAUUUUCUUCGCUUGGAAAGACAUCCUUCAUCCGAAUGCUUUACAACACACUUUGUGUCCGUGAAUAUUCUAAAGAAAAAACGGAGCUUCCCGCUAGCUUGUUCCAAAGCUCCGAAACGGCACAAGACGCUGCGGCCUCAAGUACACAAGAAUUGUACUCUUUUACGUUGGAUGUCGAAGAGGAGGGAGAGAAAAUUUCUUUAACUUUAGUUGACAGCCCUGGAUUUGUAAGGGAUAACGAACUUAGGCUUGACGUUCAAGUCACAGAAGCAUUGAGAUAUAUUGAAUCUCAAUUUGAUCACACAUUAGCAGAGGAAACUAAAGUAAAGCGUAAUCCCAAGGCUCAAGAUAGCCAAAUUCAUGCAUGCCUUUAUUUUAUCGACAAUACAAACAACGGAUUGACCGACAAGGACAUUCGUAUCCUAAAACGAUUGACUGCUCGAGUAAAUGUCAUUCCGGUGGUUGCAAAAGCUGAUUUACUUACGACUACACAACUUGCAAAUCUCAAGCAGGCCAUUAAAAAUGACCUGAAAGAGCAUAGCAUUCCUGUAUUUGAUUUUCCGGUUGAUGAUGAAUUAAUGGAUCCUGAAGUAGAGGAAGUGGUUGCAAACGCACAAUCCUUCAUCCCGUUUUCCCUAAUUGCUCCAGAAGACGCUGAUCUCAGUGAUCCAACAACCGGUGAAAAAAUCAGGGGACGCCAAUAUGCUUGGGGAAUUAUUGAUUGCUUGAACCCAAAACAUUGCGAUUUUGUUGAACUAAGAAAUGUACUUUUGUCGAGUCACCGAAAAUUAUUCAAAGAUAUUACCCUGGAGGUGUUUUACGAGCAAUAUCGUACUGAGCGACUGAUGGCCAGAAAGGCGAGUAAGAUGAUCACCAAGGAACAAAAGAAAAAAUUGUUGGAAGAUUUAUCGGAAAUUUAA
Messenger RNA from Acaulospora morrowiae, 993 nucleotides. Lineage: Eukaryota; Fungi; Glomeromycota; Glomeromycetes; Diversisporales; Acaulosporaceae. The record is from the annotation of a GenBank genome assembly.